This is a messenger RNA of Paramuricea clavata, 11503 nucleotides long. The record is from the annotation of a GenBank genome assembly. Lineage: Eukaryota; Metazoa; Cnidaria; Anthozoa; Malacalcyonacea; Plexauridae.
UUUUUAUCAUUCAGGAGUUCAAACCCAAGGUGUCCUGCAGAUGGUACAGUACUCGAAAAAGAACAAGUGAGUGGUUUCAUAUUUAUAUUCAGACACUUUUGUUCCAAAAGUGGUAGGCAUCUGAGACUGAGUCAUACAAAAAUGUUAAUUGAUGGCAGCGGGCAUAAUACUCAAAUAUUUGGUUACCUUUAUUCCAUGGUAUGCUUACAUUAUCAGAACAGUGCUAAUUGCAAUCGUGGACGAAACACUCGAGACCAUUCCUGCAUGUCAACGUUGCAAAGUUGAUUUACGUUGACAAAACAAAUGUCAUCACCCUUUUUUUCCCUAGUUUAAUGUUGUUCACAUCCCCGCAAUAACUUUUGGUAUUUACCACGACACAAGCUCAACAUUCGGUUGGGGGAGUGAUAGGUUGUUUGGACAAAUCACUGGAUCAUUGAAACUGAUUUCCCAUCAAUCUCUGUUAUUAGGUUAUCCGUCGAAUUUAAUUUUGUUGCAACAGUCAUAAACUUGUGUAUUUUAAUACUGGGUUUGAAAUGAGAACGGCGAACUUACUUAGGUACCAAAAACUGUGUUUGUGUCAGUUUGUAGUAACCAUCAACACAUAUGACAAAACAUAAGAUUUUUAGAGUUUUUUUGCUUCAUUACACCAGCGCUAUGAUGCAAAAUGCAGCCAAAAUUUGUUAUAGUUCCAAUUUUUGGUUGACGUUCAUGUGAACAAAGGCGUCGCUUGCUUAAGGUGAUUCAUCAGUAAGGGACCGGUCAUUAUUUAUGGAAGGGAGGGGAAUUUUUUAAAUUGAAAGCCCCCCUUAAAGAGCAGAAAUUUAAUGAUGAUGACCCCUGCAUAUUCGAAUAUUUUUCUUUGACCCCUAUCCAAUUUUCAUUUCUACUCGUACCCUGGCGUUAUAGUGUUAAUUAUUAAAUAAGAAUAUGGAACUGACAAGAUAUUAACGUCGAGCAAAAAUAUAUAUUAGCAGAAAAUGAUAAUUAAAAGAGGAGUAUUUUCAUAUAUAACACUAAAAUCAGGUUUCCAUUUGGUCUGGGCGAUUGUAACCAUGUUUAACGGCAGAGUAUUAGUGUUUGGAGGCAGGUGCCGUUUGUGGUCCAAGGCUGCAACUAUAGACUUGAUGGCACGAAGUAUUGCCAUAGCAGCUGCGCAGCAACAAUGAGAGUAACAAUCAGUAAUAUUAGCAGCAAAAGGAGAUAGCCAUGACAGUUCUGCCAAGGCAUACCUCCGGUACCAGUUUAAGUCAGUGGAAACGAAAUACAAUGUAUAGUGGUCUAUACAUCCUAUUUUGUGUGAGAUUAAAAAUUCUAUAAAAUAAAAUGACAUACUACCAGAUAAAAUCCUCUAGAAUAACAUGGGUGGGUGGGUAGGGAAAAGGUAUCUAAGCGCUAAACUUGCUGCAGCUAGGCAAAGCAUACAAUGGCAGAAUGAAUACCCAGACCGAAGCACUGAUCACAAGGCGUGAAACAACCCCCUUUGAACGAUAUGACGUCACAGACUCCCCUCAGCGGAUGUGGCCUGCAUAAUACAUCCGCCGUUCACCUUGCUUAAAUGUAUUUAACCACAUCAAGAUAGCUGAUGUAAUAAUACAUUGUCAAUUUAUCUCUGCAAUCAGUAAAGACUGAUUUGCAUACAGCACACAGAAGACAAGAUAAAUCCAGACUAUUUCACAUCAGUGACCAUGAUUUAGUCGCAACAUUUGGAUACCACCAGACAACCAAAUGGAUACCACGCUUAUUAAGCAAAUUCCUUCAAAUUUAAUUGCAACCCCCCCCCCUCAUUUUCUUGAAAAAAAUUGAUAGCCCCCCCCCCCUUCUAGUUAUUUAUUUAUACAUAUGCCCCCUAUAGACUGGGUUAAUAGAAAUUGGUCUUUUUGAGUGACAUAAUCGUUUGUCGUCAUCGAUCCGUGUCGUUGAACAAUGAAAAAAGUUGUCGUGAAAUUAGUGAAGAUAAAAUUGUAUAGUUUGUGAUAGAAACUGCAGGUCUACGGAGCGGGAACUUUCUGGAUUUUAACUCAACGUGUUCGAAAGUGUUAGUUCCGGUAAAAAUAUUUCAGUUCCAAGAUGGGUGAAAUGAAAGUGAACGAUGUCGGGACGCAGCAAACUGCCUAGUAUAGUUGCAAAGGGAGCCUUUGUGUCUUUUUUCAAGGUAUAUUUCCUGAAGCACGCCAAAAAUCAAUGCAGAGUGUUUUUCUCUUUGGCAGUCUUUGCCCUUGUACUCUUUCUUUAUCACUUUACAUUGCAGUUCGACUGCAUACAUUAGCUAGAAUUUGUUAUUAGAUAUGCUCAGUAGACUAGUAAAAGUGCGCAAUCCAAACUGAUGAAUCACCUUAAUUAAAGAUAAUAAUAAUACUGGGUUUUAAUAGUAUACAUGGAAUAAGAUAACUUAAUUGUCAUAGGUACUACUACUAAUCUAUUAAAAUUAAAAUGUUAUUAAAAGUUUAAAACUAUAUCUAUUUACAUCUAGUAAGAAUUAUAUAUUAUUAUUGUAUUUAUCAAUAGCAUAGACUAGCGGACUGUUCUUAAAACGAACAGUUCUACUUUUAAAGUUAUAAAAUUUGUUUCUAUUGGAUCUAGUUUCCCUAUUUCUAAUGUUUCCCACUUUCACAGGUAAUAAAUAGUGUAUUUUAUGUGUCGGAGAGGACAUGUUUUUAAUUAAGUCAAUGCAAUGAAUGUCCCGUCUCUGAUUAAGUGGAAGUAAUUUAGACGAAGCAAGAGCAUCUUCAUAACUUAGGUCAGGAGUGAAAAUCCUUAGAGCACGUUUUUGGAUUCUUUCAAUAUCUUGACUUUGUGAUAACGUUAGACCUCCAUGCCAUAAUAUGUCACCCUAUUCCAAAACCGAUCGGAUCACUGAACGAUAAAACUUUAAUAGAUCUUUUACUGGUGCGCCAUAUUUCUUUAACACCUUUAAAAAAUAUAGGCGUUUCCUGGCCUUUUUAAUAGUAAAAAAGGUAUUAGUAUGCCAUUUGAGAUCUGAUUGAAGCCAAAUGCCUAAUAGCUUGUGGGAUUGUACUCUUUCAAUAGGAACGUUGUCUAUCGUAAUCACUGGUAUUUCAUAAUUCGAAGGUGGAUGACCAUUUCUUUAGUUUUUUCAAGUUCAACCUCGUGUUUUCCUCUCUUGAAAAUUUUGAAAUUCUUUCAACAUUUGCUUGGAUGUUGCUCACUGGCUGGGUUACAGGGUUAUUUAUAUUGAGAAUCUCUGAUAGGGUAGUAUCGUCCAUAAAAAUUGAAACAUAUUAUUUUUCUGAAUUUUUGUCAGUGAGUGCCAAAUCUGGUAGUUUAUUAAUUUUGGUAAUAAAUGUUAUCGGGCCGAUUUUACUUCCUUGAGGUACCCCUGCGUUGAUCUUUUUAAAACACGAUGUCGAUCCAUCUAUGUUUACCCUCUGUAACCGGUCGGAUAGGUACGAGGCUAACCGUGGUAGUAAAGCGGGACGAACUCCAACAGAUUUAUGGCAUGGUAGACUUUACGGGUAGCGGAUUACGGAUGCGGAUUGCGGAUUGUGAACCCAUGCAAAUCGUUUAUUUCUUCGGAAAAAAGCCGCAAUAAUUGCCUGUAGCUACAUGUAGCUAUGAUAUGCCCCCUAGGAAAUGGCUAUAUAUGUCUUGGUUAUAACGGAGUAUAUCUGUUUUAGAAUGAAGCAGCCGAAUAUUUCGACAAAGAAUAAACCAAGUUUGAAUAAAAUCAAACACUCAGAUUCAAACAUUUCGUGUAUGGCGUAUAAUAAACUUUUCUAAAUAGCAAAACAACAUUUGCAAAGGAUAUUAUAUCCCAACCUCGUACGAGUAUGUUUUGCAAAAUGAUCUUUCAAAGUAAGACGUUUUCCAGACUGCAUGAUUUACUUUCGCCUCGGCCGGUUACAAAACUCAAAAGCCGUGUCGAAGUGAGCUGUGAUGUUUCCUGACAAAACAAGAAACGUCUAGUCUACUAUUAUUUAAGCUGUAGUUUUCCUUGUACAGUAUUUAUUAGUGCAGAUGUCUGAUGAAAUACUAUGCGUAUUGCAUUGUAGUAAUAUUUUAAUUUACAAUAUUCUGUACUGACAAAUAAAAGCAAGACAAACAAUUAAAUGAAACUACUAAAUUAAUUUAGGCCCUGUUUCCUUAAUAGCUCUACGCCUAGGCCGAUGUAGUCUCCACAAGAUUCGCACGCCACCGAGUUCUACAGUUUCAGAAUACCCCGAGUACUUGAAAAUUGCGACUAUACGAUAAAAUAAAACAAAGAUUGUGAUGGGGAUAAAAAUUUGUAGGCAAGCAUUGCUCCUGAACGGCAAGUGUUGGUGUCCGGCGAAACAACCGAAUCCGUAUAUUCCUGUACAGCGUAAACAGGUUACGCGAGGUUUUAUAUUUGUUUAUUUAUAUUGAACUAAGUCAGAUCAUAAGAGCAUAUUUUAACUAAAUAUUAAUUAUAGCAAUAGCCAUAUUGUUCAAGACGAGAGAAAGGAAAUUUCGUGUGAAUCACCACUUGCAUGGAGACGCCUAGAUGCAGCUUGGAUGCAGCUUUGCCUGUAGUUGAAGAUCUCCAGAAAUAUCGGUAUAUCUUAGAAAACAUAGCUGAUUCGUGCCCAACUUCGCUCUACACAUAAAUAAUAUCGAUUGAGAAGUCUUUUGGCUAUUUAUUUGUUUCGAAGACUUGUAUAUUUCAUUAAAGAAUAUCUCGCCACUCCUUGACGAGUAGCUGUCAAAUACUGCCAUUUUUUGGGUAGACUCGUGACCGGCCCAGACCAGGGCUUCCUCGUGUCUCGCUUCGUCCUCACACUGAAGCCCUGGGAAAGGUCUAUUAUAUCCAAAAGUGACGUAUAUACAGUAUGCAUGAGAUAAAAUUUUUGGGACUAUAUUUAGGCUGAAGGUAAAUGCCACUGUCGGACAAUAGGCUCAAUCAAAUCAAUUGUAUAAAAAUCAUAAUUAUUUUGUCUAGACUUGUUAAGUUCAAACUUUUGGUUAAUUGAGGAAUGGUCCGUUGAAAUUAAAAGAUAUAUUAUGCCAAUUUGCACUGAGACUAGUCUUAUUGAGACAUCAGCUUUUUACUUAAUGGCCAUUUUCCGUCUAAUAAGAUGAACAAGAACUUUGAGUUAUCAUGUCUGUUUACCAACUGAGUAAUAUGUAACUUGUCGUUAUAUGGAUAUAAUAUCCUUUGCAAAUGUUGUUUUGCUAUUUAGAAAAGUUUAUUAUACGCCAUACACGCGAUGUGACUUACGAAAUGUUUGAAUCUGAGUGUUUCAUUUUAUUCAAACUUGGUUUAUUCUUUAUUGUCGAAAUAUUCGGCUGCUUCAUUCUAACACAGAUAUACUCCGUUAUAACCAAGACAUAUAUAGCCAUUUCCUAGGGGGCAUAGCAUAGCUACAAGCAGCUACAGGCAAUUAUUGUGGCUUUUUCCGAAGAAACAAACGAUUUGCAUCGGUUCACAAUCCGUAAUCCGCAUCCGCAAUCCGCUACCCGUAAAGUCUACCAUGCCCAGAUUUAAAGUCAUUCAGCAAGAUGUUAUGAUCGAUAAGGUCAAAUGCCUUGGAAAAAUCCAAGAAAACGAUUCUAAUUACCGAUUUGGGUUUCUCCAAAGCGACAAACCAUGUGUGUAGCAUUUCGAGGAGGGCUAAUACAGAAGACGAACGAGGAAUUCCCCCAAAUUGACGUUCGCUGAGAAAGUCCCUUGAAUCUUCCAACAUCCAAUCCAGUGCAAAUGAUUCUUGAAUUUUUGAAAAUACACUUGUAAGGGCAAUUGGUAUAAUAUCUCCUACUGUAGUGCAUGGAUUUGACUUUGGGAUAUGGCAGCAGUUGUAUGCUUUCCAAAUCUCCCCGAAACAUUUCUCUUGAAAGGAGGUGUUAAUAAUAUCUGUUAGUGGGCCGGAUAAUGUUAAUAAUAUCUGUUAGUGGGCCUUUGCUCCGCAAAGUGUUUGAUAAUUUUCGUUGGUGGAUCAAAGGGACCUGGGGACUUAUUGAUAUUGAUUUCUUUCAGCUUUUGUGCAAUACAUUCCCUUGAAAUGGUAGGAAGAUCAAGAUCGUCUCCACCCAGCUGUAGAUCGUUUGAUAUUUUAUUAUAGUCUUUAGUUAAGUUAAUUAAAUAAUCGUUAAUGCACUCUACUGAUUCUUCUGAGGUUAGAGGUUCACCAGAGUCUGGGUUGACAAGGUUGAUUUUCUGGUUCUUGCUUAUUCCACAUAUACGUUUGAUACUUUUCCAACAAUCUUUUGGGUUGUUAGACUGUAAUGGUUUUACUUUCGCCCGGUAAAAAUUUUGUUUUUCCUUUUUAAUUUCGUCGCGAACUUUGUUACGCAACGAUAUGAUUUCUGUUUAUCUCCUUUCGCAAAAGCUUUAUCUCGGUUCACUAUUAAUGUUUUAAUUCUUCCUGUUAUAAAUGGUUUUUCCUCUUGGUGGAACUUUACGGUACGUUUAGGGAAGUAGGUAUCUACACUGCAUGCUAUUAAUUACUUGGGUGAACAUUUCCAGUUUUUGUAAAGUCAGUAGCUAAUGUAAACAAACGCUUUGUUUACAUUUUGAACUGCUAUAUUUGCAAAAUAUGAUGUACUAACUGAAUAUCUAACACAUUUCUGGUUCGCUAUACUUGUAAAUGAAUAUAAACUUUACGUUUCAAUAUAUAUCUGCGGGUCCGGCCCUUUGUUAUGAGCAUAGCUGAUGCGCAGAACAGACUUUACAGCAUCUUUUUAGCUCACUAUUAGUUAAAAAAUCACUCGAACCUUGGAUAUUUUUGUUUUAAAAAGUUUGGCAUGAAAUUCUUUCAGGUGUUCCCCGAUGUUUUCACAAAGCGUGAGCUCAAUGGAUUAUGUUUGCAUUGUACCAACCAAGGCUGUCCUUGGCAUGGCACUUAUGAAGCACUGGAGGUGAGUUGGGCAGUAUGAAGGAAAGAGGAGGAACGAAGGUGAAAAUAAUUUGAGGAGCGUUGAUUGUAGAUAGAAUCAACAUUCUGUUCUAAGCUUGCCACUGUAGGUUAAGGAUGAGGGACUUACUUGAGCAAGUUUGCAGAGUGUGGCAAGUGCACGCACCAUUUUUGUAGCUUCUUGAAUGAGUAAAAUGUCAGUUUAAGGUUCACAAAAAUGCGUGAAAUAGUACCUAUAAAGUUGUGCUGUUUUGUUGCCAGUUAAAUUAGAGUUAUGGCAAACGAAAGCGAAGAUUUGAUGUCCAAGAAGAGGACAGCACACAGAAAUCGCAAUACCUGUCAAUUUUCACGCAAUGCCCGCGACCUAAUUCUGUUUGCACGCACGAGACCUCGUCGAGUUUUGCCUUAUAGUGGCCCUACGUGUUAGUAGUGUUACUGAGAUUGUUUUUUUUGCUUGUGUUUGAAAACUCGUAUAAGAAGGUGUGUGAUUGUUCUCUCUUGUGUUGCGAGGGUAUUUUCCUCGUCCCUCACCAAAACCUAACCCUUCGACCUUAGUUUUCAAGCGCGUAUUGUAUGAGCUGUGUAAACGUCUAAUCGAUAUUAGAGAAAGAAAUACAAUCACGAAAAUAAUUACAAUUUUAAUACUGAGACGACUGAGUGUGUUUUUAUACAUCUUUUUUCACUUGGGAAAGAAUGCGAACCGCUAUGGGAAUUCUCAUGCAAGUAGAGUUUAAUCUUUUUUAUCCCAGAUCACUAUUCUGUGUUGAAUGAUUGCCAGGGGUCAGUUGCAUGAUGUUGACGAGCCCUAGAGACUGUAACCAUUUCUUUGUGACUUAGGGACACUCUGCUGUCUGUGAACAUGCUUUGAUAAACUGUAUCCAUUCCCAAUGCAAGAUGACAUUCCAACGCUCUCAUCAGGGUGAACACUUGAAAAGUGAAUGUGAAUAUAGGAAUGUGAAGUGUGAUUUUUGUGGGAAAGAUGUCACCUUUGCCUCGAUGAAGGUAAGUAAAAAUAAAGUAACCUUUGAGAACAGUUUGAACAAUCCAGCAUGUCACGCCGUCUUAUGUAAUUAACCUCAAACCUUGUAAUUAACCUCAAACCUUGUAAUUAUCCUCGAACCAGUACGGUAUACUCAGUUAGUCAGUUUUACUCACUGUUCAUCUAGGAACAUGUUGAUACGAUCUGCGAAGAUGCACCCGUGACUUGCAGAUACUGUAAGAAAGAUGUCUUGAGAAAAGACAUUGAAAGACACGAGAGACGCGAUUGCAAUGAGGCUCCGGCGACUUGUGAGUAUCAAGAUGUAGGAUGCAACCACGAUAAGGUAAUAGUUACUUGCUGUAUUCGUUGACGCACGCAGGUUUUCUCCCGGUAAUUCUGUUUCAGUUUUUCCUAUUAUAACUUUGCACCAAUAUAGGAUGUCGCUUCGCCUUAUUAGAGCUAUCCAGUAUAAGCUUUUUCUACGCGUACUGUGAUGAUAGCAAUGGGCAGUAAGGCAUGAGUAGUACAAAUAAAUAAGAUUUACCUCAUUUAAACCGCACCAAUUUCCUCAGAACUCUUCUUCAUUAUUCUACUUGGAUGGCCCUUACUGGGCCUCUAGCCAGUUUGUGGUUUAAGUAACUUAAAUUUAUUUUACGUUUCCUAGGAACAAAACCGAUCCAUUCAUACUUGUGGUUGUGUUGUUUUGUAAAAAGUUAAAAAAUACAUCACAAAUCUUUAAUUUUUAACUUCUCAAUUUUGAUAAUAAUCCCUCUCAGAAAACAUGCAAAAUUAUUUCCUGAGGCUUCGAAAUGCAAUUAUUUUGAGGGGGCAUGCCCCCAGUCCUCUUUCCUUAGAUGAGCGCACCAAUAACAAUUUGCUUACGACGGCACUGCUUACUGGAACCAUGGAUAAUAAAAUCAAUGGAUAGGACACUAGCUGACGUCACAGUCUAAACCUAGUUGCAAUCUGUGACGUCACGCGUAUUGCCAAAGUUCUCGGCAUUUUUGUUGUUUCGCUAUAUUUUCCGCUUUAAAAGAGUAAUAUUGAAGCAUAAACUGGUCUAAUUGUUUUAAAAACAUGCCUAAGCCACGACAAAGUAUUCAAGGUAAAUGUUUUUCGCCUUUGUUUUAUAUUUUUUUACAUUUGUAGCUACGAAAUUGGCGUCGCCAAUUUUAACGAAAUUUGGGAUGCAUUUUUCACUGUUUAGUGCUUGACAUAUUUGUUAAAUUUGACUGGAAAUACUUAGAGAUUUCAUCGUAGAAUGGCGUAGCUAUAUUUAUUUGCUCUUUGACUAAAAUGUUUAGCUGUAUUAUUGAUAAACAUGCCGGUUGAUAUUAUUGGUAAACAUGCCGUUUUUGAGAAUUUGGUUUGCAACUAGGUUUCAACAUCCAACCACGCCAUCAUCCCAUUGAAAACAUUAGGUCACGUCAGCUAGUUUCCUAUCCAUUUAUUUUAUUAUCCAUGCUGGAACUGAAGGAGGAACAGUUUAGGACUAUCAAGUUUUAAUGAGGUUGGCAGUUAUAAGUAAUGAGAGAUUGUUUGAUUUGUUCAUGUAUCUGAUAGUUAAGAUUAAAGCCGGUUUUCCACUUGAACCGUACCGUACCGAAACGUACUGGUGAGCAUGCGCAGAUUGAAAAGAGGUGUAUAAAUCCACGUACUUCCGGGUGUAUUUGCGUAUCAAAAUGAAAAGUUCGUCGCAAGUCAACUUUUUGGCGUACUACGGAAGUAUUAACCAAUCAAUAUUCACUAAAUUUUGAAAUUUAAAAACGUUUUUGAUACGUUUCGGUACGGUACGCCUGAAGUGGAAAACUGGCUUAAGUUUUAAUAAAAUAUACUUGGAAAGGAUACUGUACACACGUAAAAACGCACAAGUUCUUGCAGGUCUGCAAACAAGUUGCUGGAAAUCUGUUCACAAGUUGUCGACAAGUUGUGUUCGCACUCCUUGUUCCCAGUUGUUGUGACAAGUUUGGAACAAGCUGUUAACAACUUGCAACAAGCUAGCUUGAUGGCGUUAUCAGACUUGUUAAAAGGUUGUUGUAACAAAUCUGAUAUACAGUCAUGAUAUAAGAAGAAUGUUACAAGGUUGACAAUAUUGUUAUAUCAUGACUGUAUCGGACUAGCAACAAACAAAUCCAAUAAUAUCAACAAUGUUACAAGUUGUUAACAAGUUGUUCCAUACUUGUUGAUAACUUGGGACAACCAGUAGGAGCACAACUUGUUUACAGUCUGUUGAUAGACGUGCUGCAAGAUGUGAGCUUUUUACGUGUGUCGAUGAUCAGAGCAACUGCUCACUGCUGAACUUACAAACGCUCAACUGCCCAAUAGUCUUGUAUAAGUUAUUAUUUGCCAUUUAUCUUUGAUACAAUUUGUAGACUUUGAAGCGAAAGGAACUGCGCCAACAUUUGAAUGAUGGAUUGAUAAAUCAUGGUGGACAACUACUGCGGUAUACUCUUGCCGUUGCUUCUCAACUAAGCGACUUCAUCCCACGUCCAGAAUAUACAGGGAUGUUGCAGAAAAUCCGAGACGACAUCACUGAAGUUCGCUCUGGCUUGGCCGAGAAAUUCGUCAUGGUUGUCGGAAAGUUAACUGGCUUGGAAAGACGUAUUGAAAGCUUGGAAUCCAGUGGUGGGACUGAUACAAGGAUCAGAAAUGAAGUGCAUGAGCUACAAAGUAAAACUAGAGACCUUACUACUGAAUGCGGAAACUUACGUGAACGGAAUAUGAGUUUAGAACGAGAAGUGAGAGAUAAGGUGUCAAUUAUUGAUCGUUUGCGAAGUAGGAUGGAUCAAACGGAUGAGUCUCUUGCUCUGAAUACAGUCAAAAUUACCGAUUUGGAGUCCCAAAGAGGUCCGCGUGCACAACAAGCUAUCCACAGUUAUAACGGCACUUUACUGUGGAAGAUGGAAGGCUAUGAGAGAAAACGACAAGAUGCUAUUAAUGGGGUGAAGACGGCCUUGUACAGUCCACCUUUCUACAGCGCUCAGUAUGGUUACAAGAUGUGUGCUAAAAUAUAUAUGAAUGGAGAUGGUUUCGGAAAAGGAUCGCAUUUGUCGUUGUUUUUUGUUGUGAUGAGAGGCGACUACGAUGCUCUUCAAACCUGGCCAUUUCAAAAGAAGAUUACGAUGAUGCUGUUGGAUCAAGGCAAUGGAGAUCACAUGAUUGAUGCGUUUAAUUCAGAUCCUCAAAGUUCAUCCUUUCAACGUCCCAAGUCUGAUAUGAAUAUCGCUUCGGGUUCCCCGCUCUUUAUGCCACUGGAUAGCUUGAGUAAUCGUCAAUAUAUCAAGGAUGAUGUCAUGUUUGUGAAGAUCAUUGUCGACUGAACAAGAUGAUGUAGAUUCUGAGAUCAUUCUAUUUGGUGCGUAUGUAUGGAAGAAGGUUAAGAAUUGGGGAGAUUUUAGGCAAUGUGUUGAAAGUUGUUUACAAGAAACUGGGUUAAUGUUGGGUGAAAGUUUGCUAAGUUCAGUCCGCAAUAUUGUCAACCAAAACAUGAAGAGUUUUGUGUCUGAUCAACAAAAAAAACAAACCCCCAAAAAACAAUGCUCACUGGCAGUUAGCGGUCCAAGUUGAAUGCUGAAGGUGUUGACGCUAUUUAUAUACAAGUUCUAGUUCACUUAUGUUAUUUACUUUGCUAUUAUAAAUGUGGGGUUUUAGGUUAUUGUUUCAUGUUUAGCAUUUGAUAUUUACCUUCUAUUUGUAG